GAUAUAAAGAGAUGUUUACAGCUUGAUUUUGUGCAUUUUUGUUGUUGCUACUGCGUUGUGUUUUUACUCGUGUUUAUUUUUUUUCUUGUAUUUCUGAACAAAAUGUCGUUCGUAGAUAAAGCCGCGAAUCAACUCGUGGAUUACAAGAAUAGUUCAAAGAAUGAUUCCGCCGCGACGACAGCCCAUGGCACUCCAAUCGGCGAGAAAGACGCCACCCUCACCGUGGGCCCCCGCGGCCCCAUUCUCCUCCAAGACAACAACUUCAUCGAAGAGUUGGCCCAUUUCGACCGUGAACGUAUCCCCGAACGUGUAGUCCACGCCAAGGGAGCCGGCGCCUUCGGCUACUUUGAAGUCACCCACGACAUUACUAAAUACACCGCUGCCAAAGUCUUCUCCAACAUUGGCAAAAGAACCCCCAUUGCUAUUCGAUUCUCAACGGUGGCCGGGGAGUCCGGCUCGGCCGACACCGUUCGCGACCCCCGCGGCUUUGCCAUGAAGUUCUACACUGAGGACGGGAUCUGGGAUCUCGUCGGGAAUAAUACUCCCAUUUUCUUCAUUCGGGACCCAAUUUUGUUCCCCCAUUUCAUUCACAGCCAGAAACGCAAUCCCCAGACGCACUUGAAGGAUGCUAACAUGUUCUGGGAUUUUAUUACCUUGAGACCGGAAACGACCCAUCAGACCAUGUUCGUAUUCUCGGACCGGGGAAUCCCAGAUGGGUUUAGACACAUGAACGGGUAUGGGUCUCAUACCUUCAAGUUGGUGAAUGCUGAGGGUAAAUCCGUGUAUUGCAAAUUCCACCACAAGACUGACCAAGGGAUUAGGAAUCUCGAUGUCGAAAAAGCCGCACAGUUGGCUUCGACUGACCCAGAUUAUGGGUUAAGAGACCUUUAUAAUGCCAUAGCAAAUGGUAAUCACCCAUCAUGGACCACCUACAUCCAAGUCAUGACCAUGGAACAAGCCGCUGCUUGCAAAUUUAACCCAUUUGACUUGACCAAAGUGUGGCCCCAUUCCGACUACCCCUUGAUCCCAGUGGGCAAAUUCACACUCAACCGCAACCCGGAGAACUACUUCGCCGAAGUGGAACAAAUCGCUUUCAGUCCGGCCCAUAUGAUUCCUGGUAUUGAACCAUCACCCGAUAAAAUGCUUCUAGGGAGACUUUUCUCCUAUGGAGACACCCAUCGUCAUCGUUUGGGGCCCAAUUAUCUCCAACUCCCGGUCAAUUGUCCCUUCAAAGUGCGUAAUUAUCAACGCGAUGGUCCCCAGGCGAUUAAUAAUCAAGGAGGGGCCCCCAACUACCACCCCAAUAGUUUCAACGGGCCUGAUAGCGACUCGAGGGCGAAGGCUUUGAAUCCGCCAUUUGCUGUCUCGGGAGAGGCCAAUCGGUAUGAUUCCGGGGAUGAAGACAAUUACAGCCAGUCGAGGGUUUUUUACCAGAAGACUUUGGAUCAAGGAGCGAAAGACAGAUUGAUUGCCAAUAUCGUAGGGAAUUUGAAAGACGCGGCUGAUUUUAUUCAAGAAAGGGCUAUCAAAAAUUUCACUCAAGUUGAUGCAGGACUAGGGCAGAAGAUCGCCGAAGGAUUGAAGAAGCAAAAACGGGCUAAUUUGUAAAUUUGUUGUUUAUUUUAUGACGUUACAUAAUCAUAAUAUGUAGACUAUUUUUGUGCUUGUCAUGGGUUAUCUCAAGUAUUUUAUUUUGUCACUGGUGAGUGUUUUGUCGAUACGCUGAUGGUUAAAUUUUUAUAAACCAAUAUUAAAGACUA
Messenger RNA from Tribolium madens (black flour beetle), 1760 nucleotides. It is a transcript of the gene Cat, whose product is annotated as catalase. Gene Ontology annotation, biological process: hydrogen peroxide catabolic process; response to hydrogen peroxide. Gene Ontology annotation, cellular component: peroxisome; cytoplasm; mitochondrion. Gene Ontology annotation, molecular function: catalase activity; heme binding. Lineage: Eukaryota; Metazoa; Arthropoda; Insecta; Coleoptera; Tenebrionidae. The record is from RefSeq and is a predicted model, not a curated record. The coding region runs from base 103 to 1608 and encodes 501 amino acids. The transcript is spliced from 2 exons.